GGUGGGGGGUACCAGGACGGGGCGAGCCGGGGUGAGAGACAAAGUGGAUGAGAUCUGAAGCAGCGCAUCCCAAGCUGGAAAUGCCCGUCAGGUCCGAGUCUGUCCGAUCGCCCGCCAAUCAGAGCCUUCGUUAAGAGCGGCGUGGCCGCCAGCGUGGGACAAGGAUGGCCACCAUGCCGUUUGUCAGUGAGGGGAAGUGUGUGAGCGUUGAGUGGGAUUUCCUGCAAGGACUUCUGGCCAAGCCUCCUACCCUACCCUGUCUGCAAAACCUUCGCAAAGAGAAGUCACGCAAUGCGGCCCGGUCGAGACGCGGGAAGGAGAACUUUGAGUUUUUUGAGCUGGCCAAGAUGCUGCCUUUGCCCGGCGCCAUCACCAGCCAGCUAGACAAGGCCUCAGUUAUCCGGCUGACCAUCAGCUACCUACACAUGCGGGCCUUCGCCAGUCAGGGAGACCCGCCCUGGAGCCCUCUGCUGGAGGGAGACAGCAAUUGCAACAAAGUGAGACGGUCCACACAUUCUCUGGCUACUGACAUCUUUGAACAGCACCUAGGGGCUCACCUCCUGCAGUCUUUGGACGGCUUUGUGUUCGUGGUCAGCCAGGAGGGACGCUUUCUUUACAUCUCAGAGACAGUUUCUAUCUACCUGGGACUCUCGCAGGUGGAGCUCACGGGCAGCAGCGUGUUCGACUACAUCCACCCGGCAGACCAUGUGGAAAUGGCGGAGCGGCUGGGGAUCAGGCCCCACCUGCGGGCCGAGGCCGGCUGCCAAGUGGGCCCAGAGAGCGCGCCCUCCAGUUCGGCCUCCGCCUCCUCCCUGGCCGGCACGCCAGAGCCCAGCGCAGCGCCAUCAAGUCCUCACUCUCCUGCUGAUGAACCUCCCGACCGGGGCUUCUUCAUUCGGAUGAAGUCCACGCUCACCAAGAGAGGCCUGCACGUCAAAUCAUCUGGAUACAAGGUGAUCCACGUUACCGGGAGAAUCCGCUACCGACCCACCAUCGUUCCUGGCUCGGCGCGGUCAAUGCCCCGGCCCAUGGGGAUGGUGGCAUUGGCUCACACACUCCCGCCCUCCACGCUCAACGAGGUCCGAAUGGAGAGCCACAUGUUUGUCUUCCGUGUCAACAUGGACCUACAGGUCACUUACUGUGAGAACAGGAUAUCCGACUAUAUGGACUUGACACCUGCAGAGGUUGUUGGGCGCACCUGUUACCACUUUAUCUAUGUGGAGGACCUGGAAAACUUGCGGCAGAGCCAUGAAGACUUACUUCGGAAAGGCCAGGUAGUGACAGGUUACUACCGCUGGCUCCAGAAGAGAGGCGGCUACCUGUGGAUUCAGUCUACCGCCACCGUGUCCAUAAACCACAAAGCUCCCCACGAGCGCAACGUCAUCUGGGUCAACUGCGUCCUCAGUCGGACAGAACUUCCUGACACUCCUCUGGAUCUGCUUCAGCUGCCAGAGAGCAUCAGAGCCGAGCGACUCCGAGUGAGCUCCCCUUCCACAAACAGCUCACCACUGGCUCGAGGCUCCCAGCCGGCAAAGAGCUCAGCGGGGAAGAGUGAUUCCGACACGAAAGCCCGAGAGAAGUACGCCACCGCCGCCGUCCAGUCGGAGAACAGGAGGAAGCGCCCGCAGAGGUCUGAGCCUGAGGGCGCCCCCCCUGAGAGCCGCCGCCGUCUGGAGGAGUUGCGGCACGCCGAGGAGAGCGUGUCAGCUUCCUCAGACCCGGCCAGCGAGAGCGAAGGCGAUGACGAGGAAGAGGAGGAGGAGGAAGAGCCCGAGUGGGAGCAGGGGGGCGACGGCGACAAAUUGAAACAAGAAGACAGCACAGGGAAGCCGAGCAGGGGGGUCGACGCCCCAACGAGAGGCGAGAGAGGAGGUCGACUGCACAACGGGCGGGCUGUGAUCCAGCAGCUAAAGAGCGCAGUGACCCCGGCCCCAAGCAUUAAGACGGAACACGAGGCCCUUGCCACCGGGGGGCGCUGGGGCUCGCACAGCAGCCAGCCCCAACCUUCCCAUGCGCAUACUCCCUCUAGCAGCCUUAACGGCGAUAGCCCCCACACCCCAAUACCCGACUCCUCCUCCAGCAGCGAAGCUCCCCCGAAAGGCCUCUUUACCCCUCCCUCCCCAGCCUUGUCCCCUGUCAUGCCUGUGUCCUCGCCCCUCCCCAGAGAGGAGCGGGCAGCAUCGGGGGCUGUCAGUAGGGGUGGUGGACCGGGCGGGGGCCCUGACUUGGAGCUCCUCCAGAGACUGGCCGCGGGGGGCGCAGCAGGGCGGGUCCUCUUUCAUCCUCUGGCCCUUGGCCCCCAAGGCCCUCAGAGCCUGUACGCCCCCAGCACCAUCCGCUACGCUCCCCCUGAGCUGCCCCCCUCCCACCACCACACCGUGAGCCACGGGGACGGCCUGCAGCUGCGCUCAGAUCACCACAAGGGACCCCCACCGGCUUUCUUCCCCCACCUGCAGCGACUGGCCGGCCUGCCGCCCUUCAGCGGCUUCUCCCCUUCGGACAGCCCCUUCCCCUCAGGCCUGCCCUUCUGUAUGAAUGGAUUACGGGGGGCCGCCGGCUCAGAGGAGGACUGAGACCACAAAAAAGACGUCAAAAAGUGCUCAAGCGUCAGGACGUUAAGCCUCAGAGGAUGUCAUUAAUUGGACUUGAACGACGGCCGUGUUAUUUGCGCGGCGGACGAGUUGACAGCGAAUCUGGGAACAUAAAAACAGACCACUUUUGACGGGACGACUUGAUCGGCGCUCCCUCGAGACUUUUACGGCACAAUAAUGAACUGUCGCCGGACCACUUGUGUGUUUCUUCCACUCAGAGAAGCCAUAUUGUACAUAAGACAACAACCAUGAUGACCCUCAGCUCACAUAGCGCCCUCACCUCACCCUCAACUCUCACCCCAAUUAACCCAAUUAACUCGCCAGUAGAAAAAAAAAAGACGGACACUUGUAGGAGUGGAUUUUUAUUAUUGCAGUAUUAUAUAAAUAAGCAUUUUUGGGGGGCUGGCUUUGGUUUUAGAGAUUCCUUCAGAAUAAAUAGAAGGGAUUUUUAUAUUAAGAUUCAAAAUCGUUACAAAAAAAAGUCAUACUAAUUAAAAGCACACUGUUGGGGACAAAAUAUAAUGAAUAAUAAUAAUAAUACACCCAAGACAUUCCAUCACACACAAGGGAGGAAAUGCAAUUGAAACAAAUUUUUCUUCUGUUAAAAUUAUUUUGGACGAAGAAUAAUAGACUAUCUGACGCCAUGCUGUUUGUGUGUGAAAGCCAUAUUUUUUUAAUGGGCGUUGUUUCCACCUAAAGGCAAUGAAACGAUCAUUAACUCAUUAGCUGCCAUUUACGGUAAUGGACGAACGAGAGUUGCUUAAAACAUUUGCUGUUUUCACAUUGAUCAUACAGUAAUUUUAGCAUAUUACCACUUAAAGCAACACUUUGGAACUUUUCAGUUUUAGUUGAUUUUAGCGACGCCGGUGGACAAAAGCGGUAGUGUUUUGCCUUAAGGAAGACUGCCUUUCUCAUGAGGACCAGCGCUGCGUUUCCCAUGAGGAACAGCGCACACCCGCAUAGUGUCGUAAAAUCAUGAUGGUCGCCUGCAGAUGGAUUAAACAACAUUUCUGUUUCCAGCAGCUGUGUGUAAUGAAUCCAGUUCCAAGGGAAUCCAGGGGGGGUGUCACGCCAGCGAGUGAAAGCCGGGCCAAUGUUUAUCCUGUAAAUCCUGGUUGCUGCCCUUUCUUUUCCUCCUCAGAAAAAACUUUUUGUCCCUCUUACAUUGCCAUCUUUGCAGAAUUCGCACAAAAGCGUUAGCAUUGACUUCCGUCUUCAUGAUGAAUGGGGAAAGGUCGAAGUGCAUAGGCGGAGUAGGACUUUUGGGGCAGGGGGGGGGCACAACAUGUUGAUGACCCCGAAACGCAAUAAAAUUAACUUACAAGAAUAUUUAUAAUAAUAAGUUGAAAAGGAGCGUUUUUUUUUUUUGUUUAUCAUUCUUGAGGGGAAUUCUAAAUCAGGCUGCUGGCAGGACAGCUAUACUUUUCGCCAAGAUCAUCAUCCAUUGAAUAUGGUACGCCCGCUGGUGUCGUGCCAAUGUAGUUACCUAAGUCAAAAAUUGUAUCCCCUGGGCGGAGCCAUCUGGGGGUAGAUUUGUGUCUUCAUUAUUCGAUCGGGAAAAAAAAGUUGCUUUAAUCAAAAUAUAUAUUUUCGAUUAAAAAAAAGUCACUUCAAUUAAAAAAAAAGUGUUUGAAUGCAAAAAUAAAUUUGAAAUUUAAAAAAAUGCAUUCAAAAGCUAUUUUUAUUUGAUUUUUCUGAUUGAAGCAACUUUUUUUGAUUGAAGUAAUGUUGUUUUGUGUUUGAGCCACAUUUUAGCAAGGACGUUUGUGUCUUUAUUAUUCAAUCAAAAAAUAAGUUGCUUCAUACAAAAAAAAAAAAAAAUUCAAAAGAAAAAUCAUUUCAAUCAAAAAAAAUUUUUAAAUCAUAGAAAAAAAGUUUUUGAAUGUGAAAAAAUAUUUGAGACUCAAAAAUUUGCAUUUUAACACAUAAUUUUUCAUUGAAAAAAAUUUUUCCUUGAUUUUAGCAAUCCUUUUUGGGUUAGGGCCAUAUUAUGGGUUGGAUAUUUGUGUCUAAAUCAAUCAAUUCCCCCAAAAAGUUGCUUCAAUCAUAAAAAAAUAUACGCAAAGCAAAUUACCGUCUAAGGUGCUAAUCACAUGAUCUGUUCAAAAAAUAAAUUUGACCCAUUAUAAAAAAAAA
Molecule: messenger RNA, 4727 nt
Organism: Corythoichthys intestinalis (scribbled pipefish)
Lineage: Eukaryota; Metazoa; Chordata; Actinopteri; Syngnathiformes; Syngnathidae
Gene: npas1
Product: neuronal PAS domain protein 1
Exons: 12
Coding region: 165-2573 (802 amino acids)
Biological process (GO): regulation of transcription by RNA polymerase II
Molecular function (GO): protein dimerization activity; DNA-binding transcription factor activity, RNA polymerase II-specific; RNA polymerase II transcription regulatory region sequence-specific DNA binding
Source: RefSeq, a predicted model, not a curated record